AUGCGCUUAAAGGAACAAGAGCUGGAACAUGGGUUGCUGCUGCGAUCCCCGAGCACGUCUCUUCUUUUACGGGGGGAGACGUAGAGCUGCAACAAAGCCCUGGGGAUGAAAAGCGGGGACAUCGCUGACGAGCAACUCUCAGCCUCGUCGUCGUUCGACGUCAGCAGCGUCGGUCCUCGGCAUGCGAGACUCGGUCACGAAAUUGACGGUGGAGCCUGGUGUCCGAAUACGCUCGUUUCGACGGGGAUGGAAGAGUGGCUGGAAAUUCGCCUGAAAGCCAUGCAUGUGAUCACGGGCGUCGAGUCCCAGGGUAGAUUCGGAAACGGCCAGGGUCUUGAGUACUCGGAAAAGUACCGACUACAGUACUGGCGGCCGGGCUUCAACCAGUGGCGAGCUUACAAAGCCAGGAACGGAACCGAGAUAUUGGAAGGAAACCGGAACACGUACGUCGCCAAUAAAAACGCGUUGGACCCACCCAUCAUCGCAUCGAAAAUCCGAAUCCUGCCGUUUUCGCACCACGUGCGAACCGUAUGCAUGCGAGUGGAGCUCCACGGUUGCAAUUAUACCGGCGGAGUGGUGAGUUACUCGAUGCCACAAGGUGAGCGGUGGAACCAAAGUGUCGAGUUGCUCGACUGGACAUACGACGGCAAAGACGACAGUGGCUUUCUCAGUGGCGGCCUCGGACAGCUGGUAGACGGACGCACGGGACAAGAAAAGAUUGCCACUCUCAAGGGCCCCAAAUCAGGUGAGCAG
Molecule: messenger RNA, 753 nt
Organism: Notodromas monacha
Lineage: Eukaryota; Metazoa; Arthropoda; Ostracoda; Podocopida; Cyprididae
Source: the annotation of a GenBank genome assembly